AUGUCGUCUAUUUUACGUUUGGGAUCGACGGAACAAGUUGAAAUUCCUGGUGGACACAGGUGCGGCCAUCAGCGUGGUACCCCCCUUCAGAACGACCACACCGCUAAGCCCACCCUGAUCAAACUACGAGCAGCGAAUGGUUCCGCGAUAGACACGUACGGAGAAAGGACCCUUACUUUGAAUAUCGGCAUGCGACGCGAUUUCGCGGACAUUUACCGUGGCCAACGUGAAGCAACCGGUGAAUUCGUACAUCCUCAACACUUGCGAGAUUGCAAAUUCGUUUUCGUACGGAACGACGCCGUGAGACGACCACUCACGCCGGCAUACCAAGGUCCUUUUCAGGUUCUUCGACGCACCGACAAGCACCUUACGAUCAAGCGCGCCAACUCGACCGACACCAUCGCAAUCGAUCGGACCAAGCCUGCUUUUCUGGAGAAGCGACAGUAUGACGCAAACCCGGCUCUGCGGCCCCCUAAUGCUAUUCCAGCGCACCCAUCAGACGCAGCACCGCAGACAUCAAACGACACCCCAGCGACUCCUGUGCGGCAGACCCGAUCCGUUCUUUGCUUUUACUAUAUCUCAAUUGUUCUUUUUCUUUCUCUUGAUCUGUUCUUUGCUUUUACUACAUCUCAAUUGUUCUUUUUCUUUCUCUUGAUCAUUCUUUGCUUUUACUACAUCUCAAUUGUUCUUUUUCUUUCUCUUGAUCAGUUCUUUGCUUUUACUACAUCUCAAGUGUUCUUUUUCUUUCUCUUGAUCUGUUCUUUGCUUUUACUAUAUCUCAAUGUUUUUUUCUUUCUCUUGAUCUGUUCUUUGCUUUUUACUAUAUCUCAAGUGUUUCUUUUUCUUUCUCUUGAUCUUGUUCUUUUUCUUUCUCUUGAUCUGUUCUUUGCUUUUACUACAUCUCAAUUGUUCUUUUUCUUUCUCUUGAUCUGUUCUUUGCUUUUACUACAUCUCAAUGUUCUUUUUUUUUUCUUGAUCUGUUCUUUUGCUUUUACUACAUCUCAAGUGUUUUUUUUUUCUCUUGAUCAGUUUUUUUGUUUUUACUACAUCUCAAUUGUUCUUUUUCUUUCUCUUGAUCUGUUCUUUGCUUUUACUAUAUUUCAAGUGUUCUUUUUCUUUCUCUUGAUCUGUUCUUUGCUUUUACUAUAUCUCAAUUGUUCUUUUUCUUUCUCUUGGUCAGUUCUUUGCUUUUACUACAUCUCAAUUGUUCUUUUUCUUUCUCUUGUUCUUUGCUUUUACUAUAUCUCAAUUGUUCUUUUUCUUUCUCUUGAUCUGUUCUUUGCUUUUACUAUAUCUCAAUUGUUCUUUUCUUUCUCUUGUUUGGUGCCAAGAAUUUUUUACUAUAUCUCAAUUGUUCCUUUUCUUUCUCUUGGUCAGUUCUUUGCUUUUACUAUAUCUCAAUUGUUCUUUUUCUUUCUCUUGAUCUGUUCUUUGCUUUUACUACAUCUCAAUUGUUCUUUUUCUUUCUCUUGGUCAGUUCUUUGCUUUUACUAUAUCUCAAGUGUUCCUUUUCUUUCUCUUGGUCAGUUCUUUGCUUUUACUACAUCUCAAUUGUUCUUUUUCUUUCUCUUGGUCAGUUCUUUGCUUUUACUAUAUCUCAAUUGUUCUUUUUCUUUCUCUUGA
Messenger RNA from Acanthosepion pharaonis, 1623 nucleotides. Lineage: Eukaryota; Metazoa; Mollusca; Cephalopoda; Sepiida; Sepiidae. The record is from the annotation of a GenBank genome assembly.